UUACACCACGUCGAGGAGGAUUCACAACGUGCUCGCCAUUGCUUAGCAAUGUUAAGGUGGUCUGUAAUUAAUUUUGAGAUUUUCAUGAAGGCAGGUUGGAAAAGCAACCCUAAAAUGAUUAGAAUUUCAACCCCACGGGUUGCACUUAAGCUCUUAACCGCAGUUUUCAAAGAACAACCUGAUGAUGAGCUUCGAUCUGUUGCCACGAUACUACAAAUGCUUAGAAAAAAGGUAAUUACUAUGACAUUGAAACUUAUACCCGUUCGUGGUCCUGGCAAUGCCGGUUACGGUUCAGCAAGGUCGGACUUCGCCGCAAUUGUGAAUAACAAUAAUGAUUUACAAUUUGCAUUUUUCCUUGUGGAGUUCGAACAAAAUGGAUUUGAAGUCCACAAAGAUGAUAUCGUUGUUAUCGCUGAAGCAGUGCAUGAAUUCAAUCGUAUACUAUCUUUGAUGCACUACCCAGAAAAGGAAGUAAAUGAAACGGUUUUGCAUAUUGGUCUGGUGAACGACACGACAAUUCGAUUCGGUAGUCUUCGCCCAAUAUAUUACCAAGAAAAAUCAACACUAUUUUAUAUUUACGAAGACGAGAUACUCUCAUUUAAUCUCCAUGAAAAAAGUAUGGAGACAAAUGUUGAAAGGGUAUUGCGCCUAGUAACUUACCUACGAGAAACAGUUUGUGCGGACAGAAUGCGGAUAAGAAUGUUAUUAAACAGGCAUCCGGCACAAUUCAAUUAUGACUUAAAAGCUGCCCUACCAACACUACCAGGUGAAGCUGUUCAAUCUCGAACAUUUAAAGUGAAGUUCACACCGCCUUCAAAACGGGUAAAAUAUAAUGUAUAUAAUGCAGAUUUCGAAUGGCUCGUCAUCGAGUAA
Racocetra persica is the source of this 873-nucleotide messenger RNA. The record is from the annotation of a GenBank genome assembly. Lineage: Eukaryota; Fungi; Glomeromycota; Glomeromycetes; Diversisporales; Gigasporaceae.